AUGCGCGAGGUGUACGUGCUGUUGACGAAUAACUACGUGGAGGACGAUGACAACAUGUUCCGAUUCGACUACUCGCAGGAGUUCCUGCGCUGGGCGCUUAAACCCCCGGGAUUCUACAAGUCGUGGCAUGUCGGUGUGCGCGCGCGCCAGUCGCGCAAGCUCGUCGCGUUCAUCACGGGGGUUCCCGCCACGGUGCGUCUCCGCGACAAGCUGGUCCGCCUGGCGGAGAUCAACUUCCUCUGCGUGCACAAGAAGCUGCGCUCGAAGCGCCUCGCGCCUGUGCUGAUUAAAGAGGUAACUCGGCGCGUGCACCUGCAAGGGAUCUGGCAGGCCGUCUACACCGCAGGAGUGGUCCUGCCCACGCCGGUUACCACCGCGCAGUACUGGCACCGAUCGCUAAACCCGAAGAAGUUAAUCGACGUAGGGUUCUCGCGCCUCGCGCCGCGAAUGACCAUGUCGCGGACCAUCAAGCUGUACCGGCUGCCGGACCAAACCGCGACGCCCGGGCUGCGCGCCAUGGAGCGGCGCGACGUGCCGGCCGUGUGCCGGCUGCUGAAAUCGUACCUCGCGCAGUUCGUAAUCGCGCCCGAGCUGAGCGAAGCCGAGAUAGAGCACCUGCUGCUGCCGAUUAAAGACGUAAUCGACUCGUUCGUGGUGGAGGACCCUAAGACGCACGAGCUGACGGAUCUCGUCUCCUUCUACACGCUCCCGUCGACGAUCAUCGGGAACGAGAGCUACAGCAACCUGAAGGCGGCGUACUCAUUCUACAACGUGGCGACGGCGACGCCGCUGCUGCAGCUGAUGAACGACGCGCUCAUCCUGGCGCGGCGGCGCGAGUACGACGUGUUCAACGCGCUCGACAUCAUGGAGAACGCCGCCUUCCUCAAGACGCUCAAGUUCGGCCCCGGGGACGGGCACCUGCACUACUACCUCUACAAUUACCGCAUGCACGGCCCGUUUCAACCUGCGAAUCUCGGCCUCGUGCUGCUCUAA
Closterium sp. Yama58-4 is the source of this 993-nucleotide messenger RNA. Lineage: Eukaryota; Viridiplantae; Streptophyta; Zygnematophyceae; Desmidiales; Closteriaceae. The record is from the annotation of a GenBank genome assembly.